Aedes aegypti (yellow fever mosquito) is the source of this 1065-nucleotide messenger RNA. Its product is annotated as transmembrane protein 60. The coding region runs from base 336 to 761 and encodes 141 amino acids. The record is from RefSeq and is a predicted model, not a curated record. NCBI's taxonomy places the organism in Eukaryota, Metazoa, Arthropoda, Insecta, Diptera, Culicidae. The transcript has 2 exons.
CCAAGUGCGCGCGAAAAGAAAACCCGCGCGUGUAAUUUCGCGCCCCAAUGACAUUCGACAUUCGACGAAAUUUAUCACCUUCGAUUGUGCCGACAAAUGGAAAUAUUUCACGAGAAACGUUGCCAACCUUGAAAAUAAUUCUUAUUGGAUUCGUUUGACAGUUUUUUGAUCCAGAUUCAGAUUUUCUCGUUUAGAAAACGUAAACAUCAACAAUUUGCGGCGAUUCGUAAAUUUUCCGCAAAGAAAUGCAGAUAAAUCGAUAGAAUUCUAGUAAAAUUUGUGGUGCAUUCCAUAUAUAAGUACACCAAUAGUGGAAACAACCAAUCCAAGCAAAGAUGGGUUUCGUGCAGCGAGCGCUCUUCACCUGGUUCAUCAUCUUGGUGUUUCUGAUUCUGCUCUGCCUUCGACUGGAAAGCCGCAUCAACUGGAACUGGUUCAUUGUUUUCAUACCACUCUGGCUGUACGACACUAUCCUGAUCACCUGGGUAGUCAUCGAGAUUAUCCAGCGACAGCACGCCAACCGGUUGAUCUCGUUCCGGCACUACGAAUACUACGUGGCCGGAAUACUGCUGAAGAUCCUGUCCCAGAUUGCCAUCUGUCUCAAGCUGGAGUACAACAACAUUCCGCUGUACGCGAUGAUGAUUCCGAUUUGGUUGCUGCUGGCGAUGUUGGUGGUCUACAUCGGAACCAACCUGCAGCCGAAGCCUCGCUCCCUGGGAUCGAACAAGAGCACCCGGCAGACGACGGCCGCUUCUUCCUAGGGGUACGUACGGGUGAAGCUUCGAGUUUCGCCCUCGCCCAGGAGAGGUGCUGAAGAAGCUCCGGAAGGCACCCUCUGGGGAUUUUAGCUCAUGGCGCGGUUGUUGCUGCUUUUGGUGUAAGUACCAAUUUCUUUUUUGAACUUGAACUUGUGAUGGACAUCGGAAGAUUGAGUUAUAUUGCUGGAAGUGAUCUGAAAGGUCGGUUACAGCAAUCGGAACGAUUUAUAGGACUGUUUUAGACUUAUAAAAUUCACAUAGUAUUCUAAGAUAUAACAGUAGAUAGAAUUAUAUGGAUUGCAGCCGA